UUUGUCUUGCUAGCUGUGCUCUGCAGUGGAGUGAGCAGCAGCAUUGUGCUGCAGAAGAUGUAUGGGAGGAUCACAUCCCCCAACUUCCCAAAUGUCUACCCAAAUCACAAGGAGAGAGUCUGGAAUAUUACUGUCCCCAAAGGAUAUUCUGUCCGUAUCUACUUCACCCAUUUCAACCUGGAGCUGUCCUACCUGUGUGAAUAUGAUUAUGUGAAGCUGAGCUCUGGUGGGAGGACCUUGGCUAGGCUGUGUGGAAAGGAUAGUACAGACACUGAGGAGGCUCCGGGCAACAAGACAUACGUCUCUGCUGACAACAACCUCAUGGUCCUGUUCCGGUCUGAUUACUCCAAUGAGAAACCGUUCACAGGCUUUGAGGCCUUUUAUGCUGCCGAAGAUACUGAUGAGUGCAAGCAGCUGUUUGAUGGGGAGCCCCUCUGCAAUCAUCACUGUCACAACUAUGUGGGGGGCUACUACUGCAGCUGUCGGAUUGGCUACACACUGCAUGAAAACCAGAGGAUGUGCAUGGGUAAAUGCUUGUAUCCCAAUGCAUCCUGCAGCCGCUGGUUGCUGUGUCCCAGUCCUGAAGCACCACCCCAUGGUCACAUCGCAGCAGUGCAAGCGCGGUACCUUCUGGGUGACCACUGCUCUCCUGGGGCAUCUGAGGGGCUUCUAACAGCUGCUCAUGGUGUAGCUGAUCAAAGAAAUUCCUCAGCUGUGAGGAACAAGUUGAGGAUUUUGAUCAAGUCCUAAGCCCGGGCAGAAAAGUUUUUUGUUCAUGAAGGUUAUAAAAAUUAUCUUGUCAACUUUGACAGCAAUAUUGCAUUGGUUAGACUGGUGCAUCAAGUCAGUACCAACAUCACCCCCAUUUGUUUACCAGGAAAAAAAGAUCUAUUUCAAACAAAGCAAACUGGUGGGGUGGCUCUGGCAGUGUGGGGAACUGUCCCAGCAGCUGUUACAGAGCUGGAGAUGUACAAGAUUGCCACCACUCUUCUCAGUGAAACACAAUUUGUUUUCUUUUAG
Molecule: messenger RNA, 1020 nt
Organism: Indicator indicator
Lineage: Eukaryota; Metazoa; Chordata; Aves; Piciformes; Indicatoridae
Gene: MASP2
Product: MBL associated serine protease 2
Biological process (GO): proteolysis
Molecular function (GO): calcium ion binding; serine-type endopeptidase activity
Source: RefSeq, a predicted model, not a curated record